AUGGAGGAUUACAGUAUUUACACACUUCCAGUAAAGGUGGUGUUGGGCAUACUGUCCAGCGUGGUAUCACUAUGCUGCAUCCUUGGAAAUUUGCUGGUGUUAUUCGCUUUUUGUGUGGAUAGGGGAGUACGCAGCUCGAAUAAUUACUUCAUCAUCUCUCUUGCCGUUACUGAUCUGACCAUUGGAUUGAUUUCUCUCAAUCUUCUUAUUCUCUACCUCCUCCUGGGCUAUUGGCCGUUGGGAAAUUUCGUCUGCGAUUGCUGGCUUGCCAUCGAUUUUACCGCUUGUCUGGUCUCUCAGGUGACAGUCUUCUUGAUCACGCUGGAUCGUUUCAUGUCUGUCAAGUUUCCCGUCAAAUAUCGAAAUUGGCGAUCAGAUAACAAGCUUAGGGUGAUGCUGGCACUGAGUUGGAUUCUGCCAGCUUCCCUGUGGAUUCCUUUGGUAUUUGCGUGGUACCAGAUGACGGGACAACCGAGACCACCCUCCGACCAAUGCAACGUUCCCUUUACGCAUUACACAGCCUUCAACACCAUCCUUACCAUCUCUUACUUUUGGAUUCCUCUCUGCUUUAUGGUCUCCCUCUAUGUGGGGAUAUACAGGACAGCCGUGGGUCUACAUCAAAAGGUGCAUGAAACGCAUCGUGGAUUAGCUGAUCUUGUUCUGAUGGCUGGAACUACCAUGUCAAAGAUUGGACUAUCAGUUAAGGUGGCAGAACCACAUAACCGCCCCAAACCAGGCCCUCUACCUGAGAAGAUUGUAGAACAAUCGAACUAUUCGGUGUCACGACAGUCCGAUGUAAAAGAGGCAAAUCAACCUUAUAAGACUGACAAAAGCGUGAACAAACAAGUGAACAUGAAUAACUCCUCACCUCAGCUGCAAGCUGAGCAUCAAACAGAAUUCAUUGACUCCGGUCUGGGCGAGUCAAACAACAUGCGCACAACCUCGGAUUUGGGUUUAGGAUGUAAGCGGAGGUCCAGUUCGUUGAGUCUCGAAAUGCCCGAGUUCUGUGAUCACUAUCGCUGCAUACUAUCGCCUAAUGCACCUCCCAGCAGAGCCUCUUCCGUAUUCUCGGAGUGUGAUGAUCCAUGGACACGACAAAAUGGAUCAAAGUCCUCGUUUAGGUUCGAGGACCAUUGCAAAGAGACUCGUAAGCACAAACAGGAGGGCACCAACAGCGCUGUAGACACGACCGAAAAUACAAGCGACACACGACAGGCACUUCCGUCACACAAAGAAGGGAAAAGAAGUAGGUUAACAGUGCCCUCGUUCUUGCGGUCAAGGUUAAAAAUUGCAAACUCCAAACGCAAGGAAUCGUCCUCUUUCGCAAGAACCGAAAAUAGUUCAACCGAUUCUGUGAAGCAGCAAUAUAAUAACCCUAAUAAUAAUAAUAACAAAAACAACACCAAUAAUGACACCAAAUCCCGCAAAAAUGUGUUCAAUCAAAGCAGCAUUCGAGACCGAUUCAUUUGGUUCCAAAAUCAGAAGAGUGUAGAGAAGGGGAAGGUGGAACGUCGAAAGCGGAGACGGGCACGCAAGGCUCUGCGUAUGAUCAGUUUCAUUUUGGGAGCCUUUGUAAUAUGUUGGACGCCUUAUCACAUUAUUAUACUAAUUAAGGGAUUCUGUGACAUUCCGAGUCAGAAUUAUUCAUGCAUUAAUGUGCAUUUGUAUAAUUUUGCCUACUACAUGUGCUACAUGAAUUCGCCCAUCAAUCCCUUCUGCUACGCGAUGGCCAAUAUUGCAUUCAAACGAGCUUUUAUACGCAUUCUGAAUGGCGAUUUUCGAAUAACAUGA
This is a messenger RNA of Hydatigera taeniaeformis, 1791 nucleotides long. The record is from the annotation of a GenBank genome assembly. NCBI's taxonomy places the organism in Eukaryota, Metazoa, Platyhelminthes, Cestoda, Cyclophyllidea, Taeniidae.